Rhodamnia argentea is the source of this 1822-nucleotide messenger RNA. Its product is annotated as UNC93-like protein 3. NCBI's taxonomy places the organism in Eukaryota, Viridiplantae, Streptophyta, Magnoliopsida, Myrtales, Myrtaceae. The transcript has 10 exons. The record is from RefSeq and is a predicted model, not a curated record. Gene Ontology annotation, biological process: potassium ion homeostasis. Bases 334 to 1662 code for a protein of 442 amino acids.
GGCAUCUCCCGCACGGGAAGUUGUCUCCGAGUGCGCCAAAAGUCACUGCCUUUCACCUUCUCCCUCCCUCGUCCUCUUCCUCUCUGCAAUCGUCUCCUUGUCCUAUUCCCAGAUUCUUCCUCCCAAUUCCAAGCCCUCUUUUGAUCCCUCGAUACCUUCUGCUGUCUCGGAACACAUGUUGAUGGCGAUGACUCUCCUCGUCCUGUAGCUCAUCAUGACCCUCGCCGGCACGCCUCGCGUUGUUCUGGGCCCACCCUCCUCCUGGACUGUACCGAGCGCCUGUGCAGUUAUAUAGCGGUCGCUGCGGCGGCGAAGUCGGAGGCCUGGUGUGAGAUGGAUUCCGCAGAUUCUCGCCGUGACGAGGAAGCUCCAUUGGUCGCUGCCGAGGCCUCGCCGGCUCCGUCGCUUCGGAGAAGCCAUGCCCGAGACGUUCAUAUACUGAGCUGCGGGUUUCUGCUCAUCUUCUUGGCCUACGGCGCUGCUCAGAAUCUCGAGAGCACUGUGAACACUACGGAUAAUUUGGGCACGAUCUCGCUUGGGAUACUGUACGUGUCCUUCACAUUCUUCUCCUUGGUCGCUUCUCUGGUGGUUCGGGCAAUUGGCCCCAAAAAUGCUAUUCUUCUUGGGACUACUGGUUACUGGCUGUUCAUAGCAGCGAAUUUGAAACCAUCCUGGCUCACAAUGGUUCCCGCUUCUUUCUAUCUUGGGUUUGCUGCGUCAAUAAUAUGGGUUGGGCAGGGGACAUAUCUUACCUCGACUGCACGUAGUCAUGCAAAAGAGUGCAGCUUACAUGAAGGAACAGUUAUUGGUGCCUUUAAUGGAGAGUUUUGGGGAAUGUUUGCUAGUCAUCAGGUUGUUGGAAAUCUAGUAUCUCUAGCUGUUUUGAGAGAGGAAACAGAUGGGAGUGCAAGCGGAACAACAUUAUUGUUCAUUGUGUUUCUGUGCAGUAUGACCUUCGGAACCAUACUUAUGUGUUUCUUGAGAAAAAGAGACAGUAGAGAAGAAAGUGCACUUUCCCCAGAAUACCCUGCUUGUUUCCAUUCUUCUCUGGUGUCUCUAUCAAAGUCUGUGAUUAGUCCUUUGUUUGAUGUAAGAAUGGUGCUGAUAAUCCCGCUGAUUGCAUAUUCGGGGUUGCAGCAAGCAUUUGUUUGGGCUGAAUUCACGAAGGACAUUGUCAAGCCAGCUCUUGGGGAGUCUGGCGUAGCUGGUUCUAUGGUCGUCUAUGGGGCGUUUGAUGCUAUAUGCUCCGUGGCUGCUGGUCGUCUCACCUCUGGUCUUACAUCAAUUACUUGGAUAGUUUCCGGUGGUGCUCUUCUUCAGGCUUCUGCGUUCGUCUGGAUGUUGGUGAAAAGCAGCUUUAGCGGAGUCUUUCAGAUUAUAUGCCCCCUUGUACUGGCUGCAAUUUUGGGAAUUGGUGAUGGUGUUCUUAAUACACAAUUGAAUGCUCUUCUUGGAUUGCUCUUCAAGAGAGAUACGGAAGGAGCAUUUGCGCAGCUAAAAGUCUGGCAGAGUGCAUCAAUUGCAGUAAUCUUCUUCUUGAGCCCAUACAUCUCGUUGGAGGCUAUGUUGUGGAUAAUGCUCGCCGGAGUCUGUGUCUCAUUUUCUGGGUUUUUGUACCUCUCUCUUCGUGUAGAAAAAACAUUCUACCGUCCCAGUUCUUGAAAGCUUUGAAUCCUCAUGUUUUGCUCUUCCAAUAUUCGCUGUCAUGUGGAAAAGUUGUAUCCUCUGUGCCUUUGGAACUUGUUCGAGGGCGCAAAGUUUGCGAAAGUGAACUGAGUUUGAAGUGUAAUUAUAAUGUCUGAAUGAGAAAUCACUUCUCGAA